AUGCCCUUCUUCCGUGGUUUAGACUCUGCCCCCGCCUCAGAGACAUCCAGUGUCGCCAGCCUGGAAGCGCCCUUGUACACUGCGCGCUUAGCGCUCACUCGGCUCGCAAGCACAUCAAAACACAAGUCUAUUACGGCUAAAUUGGAUCUUGUCCAAUCAGGACGGAUCGCUCUCGACAUAGUCGAAGUAGCACGGAGAGCGAAUAUUCGUCGGAAGGAUUGCAUCUCAAUUGCUGAGGAAGCUUACCAACUCGUUAACGCAGUUGACGGAGGCGUCAAGGGACGUGCCAUCGACGUCAACAACGUUCUGAAGGAUUUUGUCGCCAGACUCAACAGAGAUCUAGAUGAAGUGCGAGUCAUUCUCAAGCGCUUCAGCUCCUGCUGGGCCUUUUUCCGUUUCCGCAGCGCCUCGCGGGACCUCGGACGGUGCCAUGACAUCCUGAGCAACGGCAUGGAAAUGUACCUCCUGCUCUUGAAGUGUUCGAUUGCCCAGCCCGAGCGAAGAGACUCCCUGCGACAGAAGUACGAGGUCAUGGUUGGCCGGCAGUCCUCGCUUGACCACCACCACGACCGUUCUCGGCAGCAUCCUCAGAAAACUGCUCCUACGUCCCCGCACAAACCGCCUGGAAGGCUAGUCAGUACCGCGUCUCGUCCUCGUCAAGCGCGCAGCUCCGGUUCUGUGGCGUUCUAG
This is a messenger RNA of Cyclocybe aegerita, 690 nucleotides long. Lineage: Eukaryota; Fungi; Basidiomycota; Agaricomycetes; Agaricales; Hemipholiotaceae. The record is from the annotation of a GenBank genome assembly.